GCCCUGCGAGAAGGUUCCCGCCAGGCUAGACAGUGGAGCGCCGCACAACCAGCCUUCCCGCCUCUCAGCUGCAGCCCCAGCCUUUCCGACCCAGCGCCAGCAGGCCUGCUAGGUCGAUGUUCGAGUUGAAGAUGCGGCGGGGCUGGAAGAUGGCUCUGUCCGAGGGUCUGCGGUUCUGCCGCCGAAUAGUUUCCUGGGUGCCAGUGCUCGUCAUAGUCCUCGUUGUGCUCUGGUCCUACUAUGCCUACGUCUUUGAACUCUGUUUGGUGACUAUUUUGAGUCCAGCAGAAAAAGUUAUCUACCUCAUAUUCUAUCAUGCCAUCUUUGUGUUCUUUACUUGGACCUACUGGAAGUCUAUUUUUACACUCCCACAGCAGCCAAACCAGAAGUUCCAUUUGUCCUAUACAGACAAGGAGCGCUAUGAAAAUGAAGAGAGACCUGAGAUCCAGAAGCAGAUGCUCAUUGAUAUGGCCAAGAAAUUGCCAGUUUACACAAGAACUGGGAGUGGAGCUGUACGAUUUUGUGACCGUUGCCAUUUGAUCAAGCCAGAUCGGUGCCACCACUGCUCUGUCUGUGCCAUGUGUGUAUUAAAAAUGGACCAUCACUGCCCUUGGGUUAAUAACUGCAUUGGAUUUUCCAACUACAAAUUCUUCCUUCAGUUCUUAGCUUAUUCUGUUCUUUACUGCCUAUACAUUGCUACAACCGUCUUCAGCUAUUUCAUCAAAUACUGGAGAGGAGAAUUGCCCAGUGUUCGCUCUAAGUUCCAUGUCCUUUUUCUCCUCUUUGUGGCCUGCAUGUUUUUUGUCAGCCUUGUGAUUCUCUUUGGUUACCAUUGUUGGCUUGUCAGCAGAAACAAAACCACAUUAGAGGCCUUCUGUACUCCAGUGUUUACAAGUGGCCCAGAGAAAAAUGGUUUCAAUCUUGGUUUCAUAAAAAAUAUCCAGCAGGUAUUUGGAGAUAACAAGAAGUUCUGGCUAAUACCUAUUGGCUCCAGCCCUGGUGAUGGACACUCCUUCCCUGUCAGGUCCAUGAAUGAGUCACAGAACCCACUACUAGCAAAUGAAGAACCCUGGGAAGACAACGAAGAUGACGACCAAGAUUAUCCAGCAGUUUCAUCAUCUCUUGCCAUGGAAACAGAAACGUAGCAGGUUUUAUGGUUCAUCAUCUGUCAUACAGCCACCAAGUUGCAGAUGCUACCAUGAUUCCAUCCUGACUUCCCUGGGCAGAUGACUUCACCAGUGUGUCCUGGAACCUCACCUCCCCAGAGCUCAAUCCCAUCAGGGCAAGACAGAAACAGGCUGGGGCUAUGGAUUGACCUGCCAACGUCCAUGUCUAGUGGAGAAGCAAUUACAGAAGCCAGACCUAAUACGUUCUGCAGUCCAUAAAAUUUUGGUCCAUACUCCCAGAGGGAUAAAGAAUAUGGAGGGGAUAGAGUAUAGAACUCUGGUGGUGGGAAUUGUACUCCUCUUAUUCUACAAUCUUGUCAAUCAUUAGUAAGUCACUAAUAAAAAGAGAAAAACUUUUCCACCUAAAACAUGUAUCCAUUUUCACCACUAUGCACUAGGACCCCAAAUCUUCCCCACUGCCUCUACUUAUCCUUAUUCCCCUAGAGUCCUUUGCUUUUCUGGAAUACAUCUAACCGAAAUCUCUAUUUUCUUACAAGUAAAGUAAAAAAAUGAUAUGAUCUUCUUGAAUGGUAUUUGCAAGGACUAAAUGGAAUUCCAGCACAGAAGUUGGAUUGAGAAUUGCCCUUUUUGAUAGAGACAGAGAGAAAUUGAGAAAGGAGAGGAGAUAAAGGAGGAGAGAGUCAGAGAGAUACCUGUAGCUCUGCUUCCCCCCACCCCCUGUAGGUGGGGACCUGAGGCUUGAAUCUGGCUCUUUGGGCACUGUGAUAUGAGUGUUUAGCCAGGUUUGCCACCACGUGGCCCCAAGAGUUGCUGGGAUGAUCAUAGACAGAAGUCAAAAAACAAAAACAAAAGGGAAAACACAAAGCAGAACUUGGACUGAACUUGGUAUAUUGCACCAAUGUAAAGGACUCUGGGGGGUGAGGAGUGUUUGGCUCCUGGAAAAUGAUGGUGGAGGAGGACCUAAGUGGGGGGGGGGUUAGAGUGUUAUGUGGAAAACUGAGACAUGUUGCACAUGUACCAACUACUGUAUUUUACUGUUAACUGUAAUCAUUAAUCCCCCAAUAAAGGAAAAAAUGACAUUUAAAAAUGUCUAUUAGUGAUGUAAGGAUGUUUUAUAAAAUUAGAAAAUUUCAGAUGUAUAAAUUCAUACCCACAGAUGGUGAGUGAUAAGCCACCACAUCCUCCACCAAAGAUUUGUGCUCCCCCCAUAACCACCACAGAGUAGUUACCAUUUUUUUGCAACUUAGUUUGCUUUAGUCACACAUAAUUAGCAUGUGAAUAAAACAAUCUUGUACUUGUCCUUCACCUGUUAACUUAUUUCAUCUUGCAUAAUCACUUCUAGUUCCAGCCACAUUGUUCCAAAUAAUGCAAUGUCAUCUUUCCUAAUGGCAGCUUUCUGUUUCCAUUGAGUACUUAUCCAGUAGCUUCUUUUAAAAAUAUUUUUUCAUUAUCUAUAUUUAUUCAUUGGAUAGAGACAGCCAGAAAUUGAGAGAGAGGAAAAUCAUCUUUGCUUCACCACUUGCAAAGCCUUCCCCCUGCAAGUGCAGACCAGGGGCUUGAACUUGGGUCCUUGUGCAGGUGUGCUACCAUCCAGCCCUUCCAAUAGCUUCUUUAUCAACUCAUCUGUUCUUGGGCAUUUAGAUUGUUUCCAUAUUUUGCUAGUGUAAAUGGUGCAACUAUGAACACAGGGGUGCACAUACAUGUUUUAGUAUAAUUUCUUGCCCUUUAGACAUAUCCCUAGAGUAUUUGUGUAUCAUAUAAGGUUUUUCUUUUUUUUUUUUUUAAGGAUUCUCCAUACUAUUUCCUUCCCCCUCUCUCUCUCUCUCUCUCUCUCUCUCCAAGGUUAUUGCUGGGGCUCGGUGCCUGCACUAUAAAUCCACUGCUCCUGGAGGCUAUUUUUGUUUAUCGUUGUUGUUAUUAUUGUUGUUAUAGCUGUUGUUGGAUAGGACAGAGAGAAACGGAGAGAGGAGGGGGAGAGAAAGAUAGAUACCUGCAGACCUGCUUCACCGCCUGUGAAAUGAACCCCCUGUAGGUGGGGAGCCAGAGGCUCAAACCAGGAUCCAUAUGCCUGUCCUUGCGCUUUGCCAGGCCCCCUCCAUACGAUUUCCUAUAGGGACUGCACCCAGUUUGCAUUCCCACCAACAGUGCAACAAAGUUUUUUUUUCUUCACAUUCUUACCAACACUUAUUAUUUCCUGUUUUGUUGGUGUAGGCCAUUUUCAUGACCUCAGGUGGCAUUUCACUGUGGUUUAAAUUUGUACUUCUUAAAUGAUAAGUAAUUUUCAUGUCUGUGGGCCAUAUGCUUAUCAUCUUUAGACAAAAAUGUCUAUUCAGAGCCCACUCUUUAUUGGGUUAAAAGUUUUAGUUGUUGUUGAGCUGUAUGAUUUCUUUAUAAAUGUUUGAUAGCAAUCCCUUGUCGGAUGUAUGAUGUGCAAAUAUCUUCUCCCAUUUACUGUCUGCCUUUUUAUCUUCAAUUGUGUAAGACUCUUUUCAAACGUUUGCUUUGUUUUUUUAUUUCUAUUAUUGAUUUAAUAGUGAUUGACCUGUG
Messenger RNA from Erinaceus europaeus (western European hedgehog), 3674 nucleotides. It is a transcript of the gene ZDHHC15, whose product is annotated as zinc finger DHHC-type palmitoyltransferase 15. The transcript is spliced from 12 exons. Gene Ontology annotation, molecular function: protein-cysteine S-palmitoyltransferase activity. Bases 117 to 1145 code for a protein of 342 amino acids. The record is from RefSeq and is a predicted model, not a curated record. Gene Ontology annotation, cellular component: endoplasmic reticulum; Golgi apparatus. NCBI's taxonomy places the organism in Eukaryota, Metazoa, Chordata, Mammalia, Eulipotyphla, Erinaceidae. Gene Ontology annotation, biological process: peptidyl-L-cysteine S-palmitoylation; protein targeting to membrane; synaptic vesicle maturation.